AUGGGAUGUAACCAUCCAUUGGGGGAGCGUCUUCAAGGGAUGAUUCCAGCUGAAUUGAAUUCGAAGAACAAGAAACAAAAAGCACUCGAGCGACGGCAGCUACGAAAGGAACCCACAACCGGGAAUUCAUCAGAGUACCGCAAAAUCCGCAAAAUCCGCAAGAAAGCUGAAAUUACAGAUACCGAUGCAGCGGAAAGAUAUCUCGGGACGUUUUAUUCGGUUGAGACAACCAUCACAACCAUGACAACCUUAGCUACUAUACAAUUUUAUGCACAGUGGAUGAAUAAACUGGUUUUCCAAGUCGUGGUGAAAGCGCCCAAGGAGAAUAGAGUAGAUCAGUAG
Molecule: messenger RNA, 342 nt
Organism: Sclerotinia sclerotiorum 1980 UF-70
Lineage: Eukaryota; Fungi; Ascomycota; Leotiomycetes; Helotiales; Sclerotiniaceae
Exons: 3
Coding region: 1-342 (113 amino acids)
Source: RefSeq, a predicted model, not a curated record